UGUUGCUAAUGGAUGAGAUUUCGUCUUCCACAAAUGUCACUCAAGAUGUUGGUUCAAUCUCCGAUGAAAAUAAAGAAUCGUGGCAACAUUUUGUCUUCCACGACCUUUCAUCAAUCAAGGAUUUCUAUGCUAAAUACGCUCAUGAAAAGGGAUUUAGCAUGAGAAGAAAUUUGCACUCCUUAUUUGAUUCUCGUAACAAAAAAACGGACAUUGUGCAAUAUAUCCGUUAUGUUUGUAACAAGCAUGGUUUCAAGCACGGAAGUCGGGCGGAUCCUAAGAACAAGACAAACUCGGAUACUCCUGUUCUCAUUGAAUAUCAGAAAGAGAAAGAACUUCCUGAGGAAAGGAUUGGUUGCCCAGCUAGUAUUUCGUUGAAGUAUGAUUCCAAUGUUAAAGGUUAUCACAUAUACAAAUGGAAUGUUACUCAUAACCAUCCUCUCCAUAAACCCGAGCAUUCGCAUUACUUGAGAUCGGCUCGAGAGAUUAGUGAGCCUAAAAAACAACUUGCUAUAAUAAAUUCAAAAUCAGGCAUGUCUGUAAGAUCCUCCUUUCAAGUUAUGCAUCAAAUAGCUGGUGGUUCAAAGAACCUUGGGUAUUGCUUCCAAGAUUUAAAGAACUUUCUCACCACUGUUCGACAAAAGGAAAUGGUCAUUGGUGAUGCAACUAUUAUCCAAGAAUAUCUUAGAAACGAAGCUUUGAGGAACCCAUCAUUUUAUUAUGAUAUCCGAGUAGAUUCUGAAGAGAACAUAGCUAGUAUUUUCUGGUCAGAUGCAAUCAUGCAGCAAGAGUAUGAAUUAUUUGGUGAUCUCAUCAGUUUCGACACAACUUAUCGAACAAAUACGGAGUAUCACCCAUUAGCUCUGUUCCUUGGAUUUGACAACCACCGUAAGAGUGUAUUAUUUGGUUGUGCCCUGCUCUACGAUGAGACUUCAGCAAGUUUUGAUUGGUUGUUUACGACUUUCCUGAAGUGCAUGAAAAAUAAGAAACCCAUUACAAUUUUUACAGACCAAGCUUCUGCUUUGAUGAAGUCAGUUCCAAACAUCUUUCCCGAUGUCUUCCAUGGGUUGUGUUCUUGGCACAUGGGGGAGAAUGCAAAGUCCAACUUAGGCUCUCGUUGCAAUGGUGCAUUUCUUGACGAACUACAUCACUUGGUUUCGAAUGUUGAUGAUGAGGCAAAGUUUGACUUCAAUUAG
This is a messenger RNA of Vicia villosa (hairy vetch), 1193 nucleotides long. Its product is annotated as protein FAR1-RELATED SEQUENCE 5-like. The transcript has 2 exons. NCBI's taxonomy places the organism in Eukaryota, Viridiplantae, Streptophyta, Magnoliopsida, Fabales, Fabaceae. The record is from RefSeq and is a predicted model, not a curated record. The coding region runs from base 9 to 1193 and encodes 394 amino acids.